AUGGAAUACGGGCAAGUACCAACGGAUGCGGGAGCUGGGGCGCGCGAUUGGGCCAUGGCCGUGCUAGCAGAGGAUCCCGAGGAUGCGAUGUUUGGGCAAGAGCUGGUCGCGCAACCCGCGGUUCAGACCUCACGCGUGUGCCGCUGGAAGGUUGCCGGCGUCUCCUUAGCCACCUUCGCCCUUGGUGCCACGAUGCUCUUCGUGGCCGCCCCGUGCCAGAUGCGUUACCUCUUCAAGGCGUCCCCUCUACAGCUGUCUGAAGAGACCCAGAUCGAGUCCGCAGCGAGGACACUCCGUGAUGUGAAAUCGAAGGCUGAGGCGGACAAGAUGGUGGCUCGGGCCUUGGAGGCAGCCAAGGCGGAGAGCAAGCACCACAAGCUGGCACAAUUGCCCCCAGACUUCCGAUCCCUUGCAACACCGAACCCCUACUUCCACUUUCAGAACGCGGAGCUCUACAAAGACGCCAAGGUCUUGGAUGCGCAGGCCAGGGGCAACGCCAACUCCUAUGUCGGCAUCCGAGACCCCGAUCUCAAGCAGCAGCAGAACUUCCGCCAAGCUUUCUGCGUCUUCAACGCGGUGGAGACGAUUGACAGCAUCGGUGGCUCGGCCAUCGAUAUCGAAGCCAUUGUACACACAUGCCCUGAGCCACGCAACGAUGUCGGCGAGUUCUCCUGCGCCGUGAACUCUGAGACCCUGGCCGAAAUGGUGGGAAGUGCCGCAACAUGGCUAUCCAAUGCGGUCUCCUCUUGUGGUGUCCUUCCCAGCGCCAGCGCAGAGUGUGGAGCCGCGGUCAACGGCAUCGUGAGUGCUCUUGGUGAGAUUGCAGCGAGCGCGAGUCUGGCCAUGACAUCUUGCAAGGAGUAUCCCUUGGCAGGAUUUCGGCAGGCUGAAAGGCUCUGCAUCGACGAUGACUGCGUACAGACUCCUGGGACCCGGAUGUCGCUGGCAGGGCGCCAGCCGGGGCGCCGCCUCUUCAUCGGCAGCGGCAUUGGUGGCAUGGGAGUUCAGUGCGCUGUGGAUGUGGGCUUCAUUGUGGACAACAUCUAUGACUCGAUCUUCUUCAUCCAGCAAGCAGCCAACCUCGACUACUGCAGCAAGAACGUCCGCUACGGGCCGUACAACUACCUCACCGGGGUCCCCGAGGCGGCCUGCGCCAUGGACAUUGCGGGUGCCAUCGCCUGGAUCACUCAGAUCGCCACGUUCGUCGAGCAGCUGGUCAGCCACUGCCCCGACUUGCUCAACCUCCCCACUCUCUGCGGCUCCAGUGCCACCGGGAUGUUCUCAGCCGUCAAUCAGAUUGCAUCCUGGGGCUCGGGCAUCGCCGUGUCCUGCGCCAGCGGCGAGAGUAUGACCCGAGUCCCCGCCACCAUCGUGCUGGCCGACUGGGCUGCGAUCAAUGGCCGGGAGGUGGAGUUCGUGAAGCUGUGCUCGGCAGCGCUAGACGGAUUUGGUGUGGAUUGCGAGUUUGUGCAACCGGUGCAGAACGACACGAACGCGGCGAACGUUGAGCUUGACCUGCUCGGCACCCGCGAUGGGCUUUUGCUUGCAGAAGCCCAGAUCCGCAUGUCCGGGUUGCAAGUCCCGGGCUUCCCAACAUUGACUUUCGUGUCCAGGGAGGUCCUGCCCAUCUACAAGAGGCGGCUCGAGGAAGCCAGUGCGGCAGAACGUGAGGAGCACGAGCAGUUGGGGGAGCUGGCCAGGGACCGGAAGAAGAAGUGGGAUCCCGAGAACCACCCGAAGAUGAAGGCUCUGCGCCAGGCCAUGCGGGAGCUGGUGGAAGUUCGGGGGGAGUUCACGAAGUUGGAUGGCGAGCCCAUGCAGAACCUGACGCGCGCGAACCUCCAAGAGAAGCUUCACCUGAUCCAGCCGGCGCUGACGAAGGGAGACCUGGGCCAAGACACCUGCCAGUAA
Messenger RNA from Symbiodinium natans, 1911 nucleotides. The record is from the annotation of a GenBank genome assembly. NCBI's taxonomy places the organism in Eukaryota, Dinophyceae, Suessiales, Symbiodiniaceae.